AUGAGGAAUUUUAUCAAAAUAAAACUGAAAACAACACCAUUGAAACUGGUGAACUACAAGAUCAACUACAGACAUAUUGGAUUCACUUACAACAACUAUUUGACAGAAACAGCAUUAGAAAACAACAAAACUAGCGACUUCUACAACAACACAAAAGAAUACGAGGGAUUGGGUAUUAAUUCAGCAGCAAAUGAGCACAUGGUGAUCUAUAUCAUGAAGAGGACAUUCACAGUUGAUAUUAUUGAGAGAUAUGAAAACACAUUUAUCAAAAAGAGAUUUCAGCUUGAUAGAAUCAAGGGCCAAUACAAAAUUAUUCUUUCUGGUAAAACAGCCUAUUUUAUAGCAAGGAGAUUUAUAGCAAUUUACAGAAAAGAAGCUGAGAAAAUCACAAGGUAUUUCGAUCUGUUUGAAUUCAAGAAGACCAUUGGUGAUUUUAGUGAUUUGGUUGGAUUUAUAGAAAAACCAAAAUCAAAGCAAGAUAAGGAAUUGACAAUUAGGGACGCAUGGUAUGAGUAUGGUAGACUUUAUAUAUUGAUCAAUUGGAUGGUUGUGGUCCACAAAGAUGGAGAAGUUGAGCAAAUUUACGCAUUUAACAAAGUAGUUGAAAACCUGUUUAUCACAGGUAGAUUUCUGUUCCUAAAGAAGAGAAUAGGACUUUAUAAAAUAGAUCUGGUUGAAUUGGAGAACACUGAUUUGAUAUUACUGGAUUUUGAUUCACUUGUGGAUCUAAAAAUCAUCAAUAAUACAAUCUAUAUGGUUGGAUAUAAUGAACUAUCACGUAUUAGUAUGGCUGGAGAUGUAAAUACGAUCAAAUUAUUCAGUUUGAUAAAACACAAAGUAAGUUACAUGCAAUCAAACGAUACUAAUAUAAUUUUAUACGAUAGUAAAAACGGAUACAUCAAAAUCAACAUUGGAAUAUUUGAUGAGAUGUAUGAUGAUACCUGGGAGUAUAUCAGGAUGGAUGAAGAACUAUAUGGUGUGAUCGGAUACAGAAAUGAAUUGAUAUUGAUAUAUAAAGAUAGAAUUGUGAUAAAGAAGGAUACAGAAGGUGAAUGCAAUACUAGUUGUAGAGAAGUAGAUCAGGCAUGGUAUCAAAAAAUCACUGAAAAACCAAUCAGUAACAACAAUGCAACAAUACCAUUUAGUGAAAUAUUAUGUGAUGAUCAAGAAAUAAGAAUCAAAUUGACUGAUUUGCUUAAUAUUAGUAUUGAAGAGAACUGGAAUGAGAGAGAAGUGGUCGAAAAGGUAAUGAAAACAGUAGAUAGGCGAGUCAAAAUAUGCAAAUCAGACAAAAUUGGCAAUGAGACAGUGAUUUAUUUUGAUGACCUGGAAAUAGUAAGAUUGAAUGGAUUUUACACCGAACAGGCAUGCGAAUGGUUCAGUAAGAAGUACAAAGAUGAGUGUGAGAAGAACUUAGAGAAUAAUCUGUACCUGAAAUACGAUAGGAAUGCAGUAUAUGACCAGAUUGUGAAGCAAUAUGAGACAGAAAUGGCUAGAAAAGUGAAAGUAGCAGUCAAACCUACCAAAAAGCAUAUUAAGCCCAAAAAGAAGAAAAGUGGAUUCUAA
Messenger RNA from Enterospora canceri, 1566 nucleotides. Lineage: Eukaryota; Fungi; Microsporidia; Enterocytozoonidae. The record is from the annotation of a GenBank genome assembly.